Messenger RNA from Gopherus evgoodei (Goodes thornscrub tortoise), 3397 nucleotides. RefSeq names its product transmembrane protein 64 (gene TMEM64). The transcript has 3 exons. Lineage: Eukaryota; Metazoa; Chordata; Testudines; Testudinidae. Bases 3 to 1091 code for a protein of 362 amino acids. The record is from RefSeq and is a predicted model, not a curated record.
GCAUGUGGAGCUCCGGGGGCGCCGUGCUCCAGCUCCUCUGCCGGGCCGCCAAGUUCGCGGCUGCCCAGGGAGCCCGGCAGGACCUCAGCCGCUGGCUGGCCCGGGCUGGCGGAGGCGGGGAGCCGGCCGGCGGCGCUCAGCGAGACCUGGCUGGGCUCCUGCGCGGGCCGUACCCGGCGCCGAACGGGCUGCAGCACUCGGAGCUGCUGCUGUGCCAGCUGCCCGAGGCGGGUGGCGCGGGGCCCGGGCUGCCCGAGGCCAGGACGUGGCGCUGCUCGUGCUGCCUGUUGGGCACCUGCUGGUGCAAGAGCUGCCUGGGCGUGUGCGUCCUGGCCGCGCUGUGCUUCGCCUCGCUGGCCCUAGUGCGCCAGUACGUGCGGGACCUGCUGCUCUGGGCCGAGAGUCUGGACAGCGUGGCCGGGGUGCUGCUCUUCACCGUGGGCUUCAUCGUGGUCUCCUUCCCCUGCGGCUGGGGCUACAUCGUGCUGAACGUGGCCGCCGGCUACCUGUACGGCUUCGUGCUGGGCAUGGGGCUGAUGGUGCUCGGGGUCCUCAUCGGCACUUUCAUCGCCCACGUGGUCUGCAGGAAGCUGCUGGCCCGCUGGGUGCUAGCGAGGAUCCAGGGCAGCGAGAAGCUCAGCGCAGUUAUCCGCGUAGUAGAGGGAGGAAGCGGCCUCAAAGUGGUGGCCCUGGCCAGGCUCACCCCCAUCCCCUUCGGGCUCCAAAACGCGGUGUUCUCGAUUACAGAUCUGUCGUUACCCAACUAUCUGAUGGCUUCCUCAGUUGGACUGCUUCCUACUCAGCUCCUGAACUCCUACUUAGGCACCACCUUGCGAACUAUGGAAGAUGUCAUUGCAGAACAAAGUGUUAGUGGCUAUUUUAUAUUUACUUUACAGAUUGUUAUAAGCAUCGGUCUCAUGUUUUAUGUUGUUCACCGAGCUCAAGUGGAAUUGAAUGCAGCUAUCGUAGCAUGUGAAAUGGAAAUGAAAACUUCCUUUGCUCCAGGCAGCCAACCAAGCAUCACUUCUUCAACAACAUUCUGCAACAAGAGGACAAUAGCAUUUUCUGGGGGUGGGAUCAAUAUUGUGUGAUUUUAAAGUAUUAAAAAUGUAAGGUUUUGUAAUUGUAAGCUAUUGCCUAGAAAUGUCUAUGGACAACUAUAACCAGUGUAAAAACACAAAAGAAUCCAAAUGGUUACAGGUUGUACUGUGACACAGACCAACUCACCAGUUAUUAAAUUGCACAAGAAGGGUGGUAUUUAGCAAGGAACAAUAGAUAGUUAACCAACUUUGAAAUGUAGAUGCAAAUUACUGCACCUUUUGUCCUUUAUUAUGCCUGUUAUGAUCUGUAGCCUGCACUUUAGAUUUUGUUUUGUGUUUGCUCCAAGAAACUGAUAAAAAUGGCCUAGAGGUAAAUAUUUUUCUGCUUAACAUUAUUUAUAAGGUUGAAUAAUUAUAUACAGUAGAUCUUUAUUACUGAAAGAUGAGUGAGUAAAAAGUAUGCAGUUCAAUGUACAAUACUCUUGAAUGUGCUUUGCUGUGGAAAUAUUUCCAGAAAUGAUAGUGUAUUACUUUGCUAAUUAUGGGACCAUUUGGCUUUCCCUCCAUAUUUUAUUUUAAAAAAAGAGAACCCUAUAUAAAUUUUUGGUUGAAUGUAUUUUUGUAAAUCAUUGAAAUGUUGCAGAGCCACUUGUACUUAUUCACACAAGCUUAAAUCCUACAUUGUGGGACUGAAGUGCUCUUAAAUAACAUUUUAAGUUACACUGUGUAAUAUGCAAAGUAAAAGGGAAACUAUAGAGGACAGAAUGGGUUAUGGUGAAUAUAGCACUAUCUGAGGGAGAACUCAUGAGUUAUCUGCUCCAGUGACUUUACCACAUGGAUUGUAGCAAAAGGGCUGUUCCAUUGCAAUUCUAUUUAUAAAUGUUUUUUAAAAAAUUUAAAGGAUGGAUUUUUGUUUUCAUUGCAUGUGAUGCAUACAGUAAGAAUAGGGACCUAAAUCUCUCCCUGUCUCACACAUGUUGGGAUACUAGCGUAAGGGGUCUUAGACUAAGGUGGCCUUUAUUAUAUAGUGGUGAAAAUCCUUUAUUCCUUUUAAAAACACUUUAAAAAUCAAACUAAUUCCAGUCACUGUUUCCCCUCUCAUUACAUUCUAAAAUGAUUUAAACUAUUCUACCCUUAGGUAGAAAUGCAAACUAGAGGCUUUCCUUCAGAUAAAUUAAUAGAAAAGGACAGCAAUGUCUUUGAGACUCAGGAAUUCAGAAUCCAUUUUGAAAAGGACAAAAUUAUACUAGAAUUGAGAUACUGCUCCUGUUGUGUGAGCUGUGGAUUGUUCUUCAGUAUGUUAGUGCUUGUGUGUGUAGAUAUAUGUAUAAAAACACAAAGAUACUGUAUGUGUGAGUUACAUGCUGUAGAUAUACAUAUAAACUCUACUCAGCUGCCUCAAACAGGUGAAAAGUAACUGGCACAAAAAUAGCUUGAUUUAUUACCUUUUCUUUUGAGAAAUGACCUUUGUAGUUAGUUUUGUUUUAGCUAUAAAAAUCAUUUCUGGUCUUUUGAGAUUUUGUGUUAGAAUGUAAUUGCUUAUUACAGUGCUUCCUUUGUGUAAGGCUGUUGUUAGGAUGUGCAAGCAUAGGAUUUACCAGUGAUUAAAUAAAUCACUUCUUGUAGAGGACAAGGGCCUUUGAAGGUAUCUGGGAAGCAGAGAUUUGUUAACCUUUUAACAGUCUUAUAGUGAGGAUGUAUCAUAUUUAAAAAAAAUUGAUACCUACAGACUUCGCAGUAGUGCAAGUAUCCUUUGUAGACCCCUGUUCUUAGGUCUUGUGAUGUCAGGAGCUGAAUUAGCUAAAUGAAACAGUGAAGUUCGAAGUCUCUUUUUAAAGAGACUAUCGGUACAUGCCUUGAGGUGGGAGGCCAACAUGUGCAUACACACACAAAACAGCUGCAUUCCUUUUCUGUAUGAAAACCAUGAGAGAACUGGAUUACUUCUUGAUGGCAUUAUAAGUCAUCAAAUAAUGAUUGAUUCCUUUAGUAACAAAGUUUUUUCUUCCAAGAAUAAUCCCAGUAAAUGAAUGGAUCUGAACUUUACUCCAUGUGGGUUGAACCAACAAAGGUGUAUUUGUGUGUGAGGUGUCUUAUUUGUUUAACUAAUUUAAGCAGGCAUUCAUCAUUUAAUAACAUUUCCCAAAUACAUAUUUUGAAGUGCUUUUAUUUAAUAUUUUGUAACCAGAGUAGCUUCACUAUGUGAAUGCUUUUUGUAGUAUGGAAUUAGUUCUUAGAAUUAUUGCAUUUUGCUUGAUGCUUGUAAUACUUGUGUACAGGUUAAUGGGAAAUAUGCAUUAAAAAGAACUAUUUCUAUUUCAUGCCAAUCAUAAUUUUAUACAAUAAAUUCUUUAAACAAA